Messenger RNA from Danaus chrysippus (African queen), 681 nucleotides. Lineage: Eukaryota; Metazoa; Arthropoda; Insecta; Lepidoptera; Nymphalidae. The record is from the annotation of a GenBank genome assembly.
AUGUUUCUUUUAAUACUACUGUUAUAUACUAUUCCUUACACACAGGGCAGGUAUGUUAUUUCAGUUUAUGGAGAUGUUUAUAAUGAUAAGGAGUUCUUCUCUAGAGUGUUCCCGUGGAUUGUCGAUAAUAUAGGUGGAGACAUUAGUGUUGAUUAUUACUUGUUAGGAAGCGGACGAUACUCGGUGCCACAGAUGUGUGCACUCAACGAGAUGAAGAUGAACAUAUUUUUACAAGCACAGUAUUUAAAAUGUGAAGCUGAAGGUAACCCAAGUGACAAAUGUCUCUGUGAGACAGGAAUAGAUCCCGAAAAGUACAGGAUCUGUGUUCAAACUAAAGGAAGCUACGCUGGGAUGUCAUCAGCAAAAUUUUCACAACUAGGCCUCGACAUCAGCCCGGUUAUUGAAAUAGGAUACAAGAACACUAUAUUCGGUGUUGAGGACAGUUGGUACUUGAAGAAAAUCUGUACAAUCUUUGGUGACAACCCCCCAAGAGGUUGCGUCAAACCUUUCUCGUGCAAUAAUACGAAUAUCGAAAGUGACAGGAAAGGUCUUGCUGUUUAUAACUGCGACAAGUGUCACACAAGCCUGGCCAUAGAUAGAUCCAUAGAAUUAUUAAUAAGAAACGAAGAUGUCCAUAGAACGACGGUGCCUACAGAACUAGAGUAUACAACGGGUACAUAA